Molecule: messenger RNA, 1804 nt
Organism: Carassius auratus (goldfish)
Lineage: Eukaryota; Metazoa; Chordata; Actinopteri; Cypriniformes; Cyprinidae
Product: creatine kinase U-type, mitochondrial-like
Exons: 10
Coding region: 261-1514 (417 amino acids)
Biological process (GO): phosphocreatine biosynthetic process
Cellular component (GO): mitochondrion
Molecular function (GO): creatine kinase activity
Source: RefSeq, a predicted model, not a curated record
UUAGCCAGCCAAUGAAUGAAUGGCACAGUGCUACUUGAGUGUUGCGGUGGCAGGUCAAACAAAAGGAAGUCUUAACCACGCCAUGCCACUGUAAUAAAGAAAGACACACCUAUUUCUGCUCUGCAGCACUGAAGAAAGUAAAAGCUUUGCCCUUGUACCUGGUUCCUACUGUACUUCAGAAGAUAAGACCAACUUCGGCGGAUUAAAAGUAUCUGUCCACGUUCAUCUGGAGAGACCUCGUCUGCUUCUGUAGGGUUAAAAUGGCCAGCAGCUUCGCUCGGAUUUUGUCCAGUAAAAGGAAGGUGGGAAUCUUGUCGUUGGUCGGUGCUGGAUCUCUGACAGUGGGAUUCUUCCUGAAUAGAGAGCAGCAUGUCAAUGCAGGAGCGCACGUCCGGAGAAUCUACCCUGCUAGUGCUGAAUAUCCAGAUUUGCGGAAGCACAAUAACUGUAUGGCCAGUCACCUGACUCCUGCUGUAUAUGCCAAGCUGUGUGAUAAAACCACUCCGAAUGGUUACACUUUGGACCUGGCUAUCCAAACCGGUGUGGACAACCCAGGCCACCCCUUUAUUAAGACAGUAGGAAUGGUGGCCGGAGAUGAGGAGUCGUAUGAGGUGUUUGCUGACAUCUUUAACCCAGUCAUCAAAGAAAGGCACAAUGGUUAUGACCCCUGCAACAUGAAGCAUCCCACUGACCUGGAUUCCAGUAAGAUACGGGGAGGCCAGUUCGAUGAGAAGUAUGUGCUGUCGUCUCGAGUCAGGACAGGUAGGAGCAUCCGAGGCCUGAGUCUGCCCCCGGCCUGCACCCGCGCUGAGCGCAGAGAGGUGGAGAGGGUCGUGAUUGAUGCCUUGGCAGGCCUAAAAGGGGAUCUGGCUGGAAAAUACUACAGCCUCACUCUGAUGACCGAACAAGAGCAGCAGCAGCUCAUUGAUGAUCACUUCCUGUUUGAUAAGCCUGUGUCUCCCCUGCUGACAUGUGCAGGCAUGGCUCGCGACUGGCCCGACGCAAGAGGCAUCUGGCACAACAAUGAGAAAACCUUCUUGGUGUGGGUCAACGAGGAAGACCACACUCGUGUGAUCUCCAUGGAGAAGGGGGGCAACAUGAAGAGGGUCUUUGAGCGUUUCUGCAAGGGUCUCCAAGAGGUUGAGAGACUAAUUCAGGAGAAGGGUUGGGAAUUCAUGUGGAACGAGCGCCUGGGUUACAUCCUCACCUGUCCAUCAAACCUGGGCACAGGGCUACGAGCUGGCGUCCAUGUUACUCUUCCUCGCCUCAGCAAGGACCCUCGUUUCCCUAAGAUCCUGGAUAACCUGCGACUCCAGAAAAGGGGGACUGGAGGAGUGGACACCGCCGCUGUUGGAAACACCUUUGAUAUUUCCAAUCUGGACAGACUGGGCCAAUCGGAGGUCCAGCUGGUUCAGACUGUGAUAGAUGGAGUGAACUAUCUCAUCGAAUGCGAGAAGAAACUGGAGAGAGGCCAAGACAUCAAAAUCCCCGCCCCCAUCAGCCAGUUUAAAUAGACUGGCGGUCUUGCUUAGCUCCUCCCUUCUCCUGACUCCUCCCUCUUGUGUGUUCCUUCCUCCUUCAAUAUUCCGCUGAUACUGAUCCAUAAGCAUGCCUCUGUGUUUCGCCAGACAAACCACACUCCAGUAUAAAACAGGAGAGAAUGUAUCUUACGUCAUGAUUGUGUUCAUUAACGCUAUGGAUUUGUCACAUUGUAACUUACUUGAUUGUGUUACAAUAAUACUAUAAUAGCCAUUGUCAAGAUUUGCCUCAGGGGUCAGAGAAAUAAACAGUUGUUUUUGCUGAA